Messenger RNA from Penicillium salamii, 1047 nucleotides. NCBI's taxonomy places the organism in Eukaryota, Fungi, Ascomycota, Eurotiomycetes, Eurotiales, Aspergillaceae. The record is from the annotation of a GenBank genome assembly.
AUGGGAAAGCCAAUCGUUCUCCAUCUUGGCGAUGACAUUCGCUGGGGCCAUGAGCUUUACAGCAAGUUCCAAGAGACAUUCGAUGUCCGUCGCUCAUAUAGCAUGUCACGACCAGAAUUCAUCCGCGCACUGAAGGAGCGCCAGUUCGGCGACUUCUUCGCGAUAUACCGGCCCUUCUGGAACACCGGUGGUGAAAUGGGAAACUGGGACGAAGAGCUGGCCUCACUGCUUCCCAGUUCCUGUAAGGUAUUUGCCAGUGCGGGCGCUGGUUUCGACUGGGUUGAUACUGCAGCUCUUGCAAAGCGCGGAGUUAUUUACUGUAAUGCUGCAGCAGCUUGUACGGAGUCUGUUGCUGAUGCGGCAAUUUGGUUAAUCAUCUCCACAUUCCGACUCUUUUCUUGGUCGCAUGUUGCUGCACGGGCUGUGGAUGCAGAUGCAUUCGUUGAUGCUAAUCGCAAUCUUGCUAUGGUCUCGCAUAACCCCAAUGGCCACACUUUGGGAAUAAUUGGCUUUGGACAGAUUGGACGACGCACAGCAGAGAAGGCGUACCUGGCGAUGAACAUGAAGAUCCAUUACCAUGACAUUGUACAGAUGCCUGCGCAGCUGGAGGCUGUGUCGAAAGCGACAUACCACAAGGAUAUGGAUAGUCUGCUUGCUGUUUCGGACUGUGUUAUGGUUGCCACUCCAUUCAGUGGCGAGACACUUCUCAAUGCCUCGCUAUUGGCCAAGAUGAAAACCGGCGCGCGUCUUAUCAACAUUGCGCGUGGAAAGUUGCUCGACGAAAGUGCUUUGGUGGAUGCGCUUAAGAGUGGGAAGCUUGCUGCUGCUGGUUUGGAUGUGCACUUUGAUGAACCGCGUGUUAGCCCGGAGCUUGCUAGUAUGAAGAAUGUGGAAAUGAUGGCUCACAAUGCUGGUGCAUCGGUCGACUCUCAUAUUGGAUUCGAGAGGUUGGGUAUGGAAAAUAUCUUCUCUUUCCACAAGACUGGAAAAGCUGUGACACCAGUGAACGCCCAGCUUGUCGCCAAAGCGACUGGAGCUAAGCUUUGA